AUGGAUACAGAUUACUUUGUAACAAAUUCGACUGCGUACGAUAAAACUGACUAUACCAAUCGCACUUCAUCAAUAUAUUCAAUUAGCCCUGACUUUAUUACGCAAUGGAAACAGAAUCGAAAGCAAGAGAAACUUUGUAAGCUUCUUUACAAACGAGGAAAAAUGUUUAACUACCCUGAAUGUCACAACCUGCUUGGCUUACCAACUUAUCACCCUCUGCAUCAAAAGGUAACAAAUGUUGGUAGCACCGAAGGAAACAUCAAACAUUUCAUUGGCGGAAACAGACCUAUUAUUGAAAGUGAUGCCACAAGCUUUUUCGUAUUUGGGAAUUGGAUAACUUUUGGCAACUACAACUAUUUAGAAUGGUUAAACGGGUCAACUGCCGACAUGGGUAAUGGAAGCCAGGAACAUUAUCAGAGCCAAUUCAACAACUGUACAACACUGGUGCUAGGAUCUAAUAAUGAAAUUGAACAGGACCUGCAAGUCUUACCACCAUUUGAAAUGUGGCAAACCGUAAUAAUUGCAAUUUGUUUGGCAAUCUGUAUUAUUUUAACGGUCGGAGGAAAUAUCCUUGUUUUGCUGGCAUUUAUUGUUGAUCGAAGUAUUAGGCAACCUAGCAACUAUUUUAUUGCCUCACUCGCCGCAACGGAUAUGCUUAUUGGAACCGUCUCGAUGCCGUUCUACACCGUAUACGUGCUGAUGGGAUAUUGGGAUUUAGGCCCGCUGCUUUGCGAUCUAUGGUUGUCAGUGGACUACACUGUCUGUCUAGUGUCCCAAUAUACCGUACUACUAAUCACGAUUGAUCGAUUCUGUUCUGUGAAGAUAGCGGCAAAGUAUAGAAGUUGGCGGACAAAGACCAAAGUUAUCUGGAUGGUAACAAUUACAUGGAUUAUACCUGCAUUGCUGUUUUUCAUUUCGAUCUUUGGUUGGGAACACUUUGUUGGAUAUCGUGAUCUUUUGCCGGGUCAAUGUGCGGUACAAUUCCUCAAAGAUCCCAUCUUCAAUACAGCUCUUAUAAUAGGCUAUUAUUGGACAACACUCAUUGUGUUAUUCGUCCUAUACGGAGGUAUUUAUAAGACUGCCUACGAAAUGCAGAAGAAAAGUGAAGCAAAACAACGCAAAAUGCAAUCGAUGGUAGCGUUAAGUAGUGUGAUGACUGGAAUGGCUGGUCGUGCUGCAGGAAUUGGAAUCUCCAAAACUCAAAGUACGUUGUUGUGUGUAGAUAAGCCAAUGACAUCUAAUAUACCUUCGAUACCACAGGAUCGGCAUAUCGAAAUCACAACGCAAAGGAACGAUACUGCAGAAUUUAAACCUUCUACGAAUAAUUCAUACGAUUUGCCACAGACGAAUGCACAGGAUGUUAGGCUUAGAUCCCUACCGAAAACUGAUCAAAAUUCAGCUACGCCCACAUCUACAGCAGAUACUAUAUAUAACCAUUAUUUCACUGACAUAAUUAAAAGUAGAACCAAUUUUAAUGCAACAAACAACGCUGAUAAGACAGACGGGGAUAAAAGUGAGCGCUCUAGCAGUCCAGCUUUUGAUUCGGAUGACGAUAGCUCUGCUAACGUCAAACGAGAGGAGGAAAAGCAAACUAAAGUAACAAAAAAAAGAAGUUCAUUGGCAGGAUUGUUAGUCGGUGCUGCGUCAGCCUCUGUACUCUCUGCUCGGUACCAUAAUGGUUCCAUCCAUCCAAAUACAUCCACAAGUGAUAGUACAACCGAACAUGUUAAACGGCCUUCUACGCUGCAGGCUGGUAGCAGUUAUCAGACAUUGCCAAAAAUUUGUGAAACACACAAUUUCAAUAGUUCGAAUGAUCGUUCUACUGCAAAUACAGACGAUGACGUACAAGAAAAAUUAUCGUCGGCACUUAUUUCAAAGUCUCCAGAACAUGAAUCACAUCUCACACAACGGACAACGCAGGGCAUGACAAACGUGAUCAGGUCACCCAAUAGCGAUCAACAACCAAGUACUUCUCUAGUGAAAUCUACAUCGGAUAUUCAAAGCACACAUAGCAUUUUAAGUACAGUGGACCUAAACCCAACUUACGAUGCGCUCGUUGGUAUGGAUGGGGCUGACUUGAGAUUUAUGGAUGAGAGCUCCGUGAUGAUCUCCUCUCCCCUACACGAAACUCCGCCGUCUACUUUCUUAAUCCCGCCACACCCAUAUGAGUCCGUGGUUCAGCAGCGGACAAAUACAAAACAACCUCCCAAUGAGAACAUAGCCAAUCCUUCGCUUUUGCAACAAGCGCUUAUUCGCGCGACGGCACAUUCUAAACAACCACCGCCAACUGUUCUUAUUCGUCCAUGCUACAUUAUCCCUGAGUCUCCCAUGAAAGACACUUUGCCUCAGACGACACCCAUAAUAAAGAAAUCCAGUAUGACUACUGUCGACAUUAGCUCAAAGGACUCAGAAAACACACCUCUCAAGGUCGUGACAACUGAAACAUUAUCUAAUAUAAUCGAUGAAACUACAAUUAUUAUUGGACAACCUAUAAAAGGAAGUGUGGCGUCACUUGGUACAGCAGUAUUAAAGCAACAACAACCAAACCAACAAACCCUCAUACAUCACCACAACCAACAAGUGCAACAACAACCACAGCAGCAGCAGCAGCAACAACAACAACAACACCAUGAAAAGCAUGUGUCUACAACUCCGUUACCAUUAACUACACCAACCGCAAAGGGCGCCGUCGAAACACAGGAGAUGAUGUCAAAAGACGUUUCAAGUUUUGGUUGCGGGUUGGGCGGCGGAAAUAUCUUAAUAACAAUCAACCCUACUGCUAACAUUGAUCACGGAUCGUCUAGCAAAUGUGACUUUAUAAGAUCAAUUGGGAUAAGGCUUAAAGGAGGUAAAAAAAGGUCUCCAGUAGACAGCGGCGUACUCGGUGCCAUUGGUAGACAAAAAUCAAAAUCGGAAAAUCGUGCCCGCAAAGCUUUUCGAACAAUAUCAUUCAUUUUAGGCGCUUUUGUCGCUUGCUGGACACCAUAUCAUAUACUGGCAUUGGUUGUCGGAUUUUGUUCGCAACCACCUUGCGUUAAUGAGCAUUUAUUUAUGUUUUCAUAUUUCCUAUGCUAUGCCAACAGUCCGAUGAAUCCGUUCUGUUAUGCGCUUGCUAAUCAACAAUUCAAGAAAACGUUCACUCGUAUAUUAAGAGGAGAUUUACACAUGACAUAAGCUGCCUAUCUGGUACUAUUCAGUGAACCUGAAAAGUAUGAACGAUAAACGUUGUUACAAAAUGCGACGAUAAAAAAGAGCUUUGUUUGAAAUCUUUGUAAAAACUUGUAAUGAUAAUCAAUAGGACAAUAAUAGAUGAAUAGUAAAAAUUUACAAACAACAGAUGCUAAAGAUAAGAGUUAUAUAACAUUUGAGACAGUAUCAUACGAGCCUAUUUAUUUUGAACAUACAAUGAAAUGAAUUAAAAUUAAUAUUAUUCCGUUUACUAAAAAAGUAUUAUGACAGGGACAAUAGUUUUGGCCGCUACCAUUGAACUGACUAUUUUAUUUUCGUGAUAGAGCAACUAUGUCGCAAGUAUUUUUUUAAAUAUCUAAGCAAAACAAAUGAUUGACUCAUCGUGUAACGAAUGAUAAAACUAAUGAUCAGAAUCUAGUCAUGAUGUUACACAAGCACAUUUUUUAUAAUGUACUUUGCACAAUGUCUCGUUAUUACUACACAAUUAUGAUUUUCAAUUAUGAAAUCAUAGCGAUAGUUAACAAACAGGGAACAUUGUUUAUCGUUGGCCAGUAAACCCACACUGUUGGAAUCCUCGAAUUUGUCUCAAGCAAUAUUGAAGAAACAUUUAAAUGCUAAAGGAAUAGUUUGAUCAGUUUUAAGUUACAAACGAAAUAAGAGAAGACCGGUCGGGAAAACUCUAUCAACAAUGGAACCAGAGAAAAUCAAUAUUCCUAAAUAUUUAUGUUGUCCAAACCUGUUAUUACGAUCUGAAAGGCUUUAAGAACUAUUUCUUUGUCAAUCGUUUGUUAUAAAAGAAAGGUUAGGAGUUUUAAACAUGAUGUGCCUGUAAGCCUUAAUUUUAUGGAUUUAUUGAGCAAAUGUCUUUCCUAGAUGAACGUAGAAUUUCUAGAUUUCUACCAUGUACUUUUCUACCAUGCAAACUAUUCACCAGGUAUUAAACAUAUUUACAGAUAUGUUCAAGCAUCUAAGUGAUUGUUUUCAGUUAGAUAUAAUACAUCACUAUCGUUUAAUUUAUAGUUUCUUCGAAUACGAUAAAUAAUGAUGAUGAUGAUGCUGAUUGUUUCAACGGCAAGUAAUGUGAAGGAUUUAAUGAAAAUGUAUGAAUGCUCCGGAAUCAUAUAGCGCAGGAACUCUGACUGAUGUAUUUACGUUCACUAAAUGGUUCCCGAUCAUGCCUAUACCAAGAUUGUUAAAUUCUACACACUAUUGAAACUUGUGUCAAGACACGAAAUUCUGACAAAAAGCUAGACCAAUAAGUUGUCCAAUUCUUAAUGAAGCUUACAAUCGUAACUGAAUAUAAUAUGCCUCAGGUGUAUAAAAACUCAUGCUUAUUUCUUUUCAAACGAGCCCAGUAAAGAAAAUUGCACGAGUUUUUCAGUACAAUACCAAAAACGUAUAAACGACACCAACGCUGUAUGCGAAACAUUCUUGGGUAGAAUCACGGUAGGGUACUAUUUUAUAUGAUAUUCGCCCACAAAAUCUCAAUAUUCAGGAUAAAUAGUUAUAUGUUUCCUCAAGUCUAUGAAUGUAUGAAAGGAAUAAGGACUCUAUGUAAACGAAAGGAUUUCAUCUGCCAUGUGAGCAAGUUCUAUAGCGUUGUCGCGACAUGAAAUUCAGUAUUCAACUAAAAUGAAACCAGAACAUAUCCGUUGAAUGUUACGAGUUUGAAUAGUUAAAGUAUACAUAUUGGUAUUGGUUUCAUGUACUUUUUGAUCAAGAAAUUUAAAUAAAGCAUGGGA
This is a messenger RNA of Anopheles coustani, 4931 nucleotides long. RefSeq names its product muscarinic acetylcholine receptor gar-2 (gene mAChR-B). Gene Ontology annotation, molecular function: G protein-coupled serotonin receptor activity; G protein-coupled acetylcholine receptor activity. Gene Ontology annotation, cellular component: synapse; dendrite; membrane. Gene Ontology annotation, biological process: G protein-coupled receptor signaling pathway, coupled to cyclic nucleotide second messenger; chemical synaptic transmission; adenylate cyclase-inhibiting G protein-coupled acetylcholine receptor signaling pathway. NCBI's taxonomy places the organism in Eukaryota, Metazoa, Arthropoda, Insecta, Diptera, Culicidae. Bases 1 to 3174 code for a protein of 1057 amino acids. The record is from RefSeq and is a predicted model, not a curated record. The transcript has 3 exons.